GAGGUAGUCGAGGAUUCGGCUGGUGCGGAGUCCGACAGUUCGUCCUAGGUGCUGAUAGUGAUUUUACAGUUGGGGAAGGCUGUCUUGAGUUUCGGCUAAUAUGGUCUUGCAGUGGAACCCAGAGCAGACGGCGGUGCUCAAACUCUUCCGUCGCAUGCUGAGGCGGGCCGACUCCCCGAGGCGCAUCCGGGUCGAGGGGCCCGCGGCGUCGGGGAAAAGCGCGCUCCUGCAGGUACACAGUACCCGCUGCUGCGGUCGGAGCGGGGCAGGAGUCGCUGACGGCCGUCUGCUCGUUCAGGAGAUGGAGAGCCUGAGCCUGGCGCGGUGGCCGAACGGCGUGAUGGUGCUGGCGCCCACCAACACGGCGGCGGACGCCGUCGGCGGCCGCACCCUCCACCGCGCCCUCGGCAUCCCCAACACCGCGCCCUACGCGCCCCUGGACCAGGCCGCUCUGAGCGAACUCGGCCUGGGCGCGGUGCGCGUCGUGUUGCUGGAUAACUACCACCAGGUCAAUCCGCACGUUUUGUACACCGCAGACCGGCGCUUCAGGCAGGCGGCGGGCAGCGACGGGGAGCCGUUCGGCGGGCGGAUCGUGGUGGUUUUCUCAGACGACCGGUCCAUACCCCCUUAUCGGAACCCGGCGCUGGACAACGGGCUGGACUACGUGCUGGACACAUUCAGCAGCCCCGUCCUCACCCUCUCGACGACGUAUUUCGCGGACCCGACGUUUGGCGCCGCCGUGGGCAGGCUGAGGGCGGGCGCCGUGUCGGCGGCCGACAGACAGAUGUACGACACGAGGAAGCUGGAGGUCUUGGAGCCGGAGGAUCAGCCCGCCUUCCUGGAAGGGGCGAAAGUGUGCUACAAUAAGGACGACUGCGCCCACUUUAAUCACGUCUAUAGGCGAGUGCACACCCGCUUAACCUGGACCUAGAUCCUCACAUUACGGUGACGCCGUCUUUCCCUCUGGCGUGUUACAGAGCCGGGCACCCGGCGGGCACCGGCGCGCGCACGUUCGCGAGGGAGGGCGGCGAGCCCAACGCGACGGUCACCGUCUGGCCGGGCGCGGCCGUCGUCAUCACCAAGAACCUGCCCGACGUCGUGCAGGCCGGCUCUCAGGGGGUUGUCGCAACCGUGGCGGCCGGCGAUGUCUUGGUGCGGUUCGCCGAGGUGCCAGAGGGCGCCGCCGCCGCCCCCAUGUUGAUGGUGCCGGACAGGGGGGACGGGCUGCCGCUCGCCGCCCCAACCGCCUACACAGUCCCAACCGCGCAGGGGCUCCGGUUUGACAGGGUGAGG
Molecule: messenger RNA, 1293 nt
Organism: Frankliniella occidentalis (western flower thrips)
Lineage: Eukaryota; Metazoa; Arthropoda; Insecta; Thysanoptera; Thripidae
Exons: 3
Coding region: 101-931 (276 amino acids)
Biological process (GO): DNA repair; telomere maintenance
Molecular function (GO): DNA helicase activity
Source: RefSeq, a predicted model, not a curated record